Molecule: messenger RNA, 856 nt
Organism: Cephus cinctus (wheat stem sawfly)
Lineage: Eukaryota; Metazoa; Arthropoda; Insecta; Hymenoptera; Cephidae
Gene: ND-SGDH
Product: NADH dehydrogenase [ubiquinone] 1 beta subcomplex subunit 5, mitochondrial
Exons: 3
Coding region: 59-607 (182 amino acids)
Source: RefSeq, a predicted model, not a curated record
AAAUGUUGAUAAUGUAGGUAGCAGUUUCAAAGAAUUGUUCGUGUCUGUGCUAUGAAACAUGGCGGUGUGGAGUAGCAUGUUGAGACCUGCGGGUCUGAUUAUUACAAAGAAUGUUAAACUUAUACCAAAAAACUUCAUUCAAAAUGUUCCACGCAGAGCCAUGUCUGAUCAUGAAAGAACGCUUCCAAUUAUUCCAAGUCGUUGGCAGUGGGACAAGACCAAAGAUUUAUUUCACUUCUAUUUUCUGAUUGGUGCGAUUCCUUUGAGUCUUCUUGUUCUAUAUGUUAAUAUCUUCAUAGGACCAGCUACUCUACAGGAAAUACCAGAAGGAUAUGAACCCAGCUACUAUGAAUAUGAGAGACAUCCGAUUUCGAGAUUCAUAGCACGUUACAUCUAUCCAAAUCCACAAAAGGAAUAUGAGAAGUACAUGCAGUACGUAUAUGUACAAUCAGAGUUGGCAAAGCUACGCAAGCUGUACGCUGAUGUCAAGAAAGCAAUUAACCAGCACGCAGAUCACGAGGGCGUCUAUUAUUACAGUUACCCUGCUAAAUAUCACAGAGCUGCGAGACAUAUGGAGGAUACCAUAGACCCUACUCGCGGAGCAUAAUGUGAUACACUUUCUCUUCGAUAUGAAGUGCACUCUAUCAACAAAUAAUUUCCUAUGCUAGCAGUUCGUAGUGAAUAAUUAACAAAUUGGGUAUGCAGAGUACUAGCCUACCAUAUGAAAAUCUUUUUGAUCACUUUUACUUAGGAGAGCUCUUAAGUGCAAGUAACACUCAUGUUACCCUUAAACAGAAUCAUGUAUAUUAAGUGUAUGUACCCGUUGUUAUUAACAGAAUAAACAGUACUACUGAAA